Adineta steineri is the source of this 2007-nucleotide messenger RNA. NCBI's taxonomy places the organism in Eukaryota, Metazoa, Rotifera, Eurotatoria, Adinetida, Adinetidae. The record is from the annotation of a GenBank genome assembly.
AUGGCGAACACUGAGCAGGAGACGCUAAUAUAUCCAUUUGAAGAACCAACCACCAACAAUUAUUCUCUUAUUUGGUUUGCUAAUGAAAUCAAUACUGAUGAAUAUAAUUACACUCAAGGAAAACUGGAACUGUUUAUCGAUUAUUUUCAUAUAUUUAAUGAAUCGGAUCCAUGUAAAAAACAUAUUCAAUCAAUGUCAACAGCUGGCACUCGAAUCAUUUUUAUUACUAAUGAACAUUUCGGUGAACAAUUUAUCUCUCAAAUACAUCAAUUUCGACAAAUUUCUAUUAUUUAUAUCUAUUGUACGAAUCCAGAAUAUCAAGAAAAUUGGACUAAACAAUACAGAAAAGUAAGAAGUAUCGAAUACCAAUUAGAUGCUCUGAUCGAUCGUAUUAAAAUCGAUCGAACACGGCGCAGAGAAUAUGAUAAAGAUGAAUCAUUAUUAAUGAAUUUUUUUCAUGAUGAUCGAAAUAACGAAAAAUCAACUAUGGAACUCAAUGGUGAAUUUAUUCAAACACAAUUACUUAUCGAUUGUCUAGAUCGAACGGAAACCACUGAUCGUGAUAAAGAUAAACUUACUAUCCUAUGUAAAAAGAUCUACAACGAAAAUAAAUAUCAACAAGCAAUUAUUGAUGAAUUUCAAAAUACAUAUUUAUCUAAUCAAGCAAUUCGUUGGUACACAAGAGAUUCAUUUCUUUAUCGUCUAUUAAAUAAAGCACUUCGAAUGCAAAAUACUAAUUUCUUAUUUCUCUUUAGUUUCUUUAUUCGUGAUAUUACAAAACAAUUACGAGAUCAUCAAUAUCCAUCGGCAAUCAUUCUCUAUCGAGGUCAAAUAAUAUCAAAAAAAGAACUGAAAUUAUUUGAAGAAUCGAAUAGAAAAUUCCUUUCGGUAACUUCAUUUUUUUCGACUACGCUCGAUCCAACUGUCGCUCUCAGUUACAUUGAUUCCGAACUCAUCGAUGAUGAUUUACAAAGUGUACUAUUUGAAAUUCAUGCUGAUCCAUCGGAAAAUCAAUCGAAACCAUUUGCUGAAAUUACAUCAAUCAGUUAUUAUCCUGAUGAAAAAGAAGUAUUAAUGAUGUUAGGUUCAGUUUUUCGAAUCGAUAGUGUCGAGUAUUUAACUGAAACAAUCAAAGUUAUUCGAAUGACACUUUGUAAUCAUAAUAAUCAAAAUUUAAAUUUAGUUUUCGAUUAUAUGAGAAAAGAACGUGGUGUUGGAACAGUUCGAUUGGCUCUUUUCGGUCGUGUACUUAUUGAUAUGGCAAAAUUUCAAAUAGCAGAAAAUCUUUUCAAAUGUUUACUGAAAACUUUACCAGUUGAUCAUCCAGAUCUACCUGAUUGUUAUCAAGCAUUAGGAAAAAUCUAUUGUGAAAAAUGUGAUUUCGAUCGUAGUUUUCAAUGUUUUCAAAUUGCAUUUGAUCUUCUCCGACGAAAAUCAAAUGAUAAUAGUUUUCGUAUUGCUUAUGUUCAUAAUAGUAUUGGUGAAUUGUAUCAGAAGAAAGUGAAUACGAGUGAAGCAUUAAAAUCAUUUCAACAAGCGUUGAAAAUCUUUCAUGAAUUACUUGGUGAUAAUAAUGAAAAUGUUGCUUGGUGUUAUAAUAAUAUCGGUAUUGUUUAUUUUAUGGAAAAGAAAUAUCCAGAAGCACUUGCUUAUCUCAAAAAAGCCUUAGAUUUGAAAAAAUAUUUACUUCCAGAAAAACAUCCUUGUCUUGGAAAUACAUAUAUUAAUCUUGGUAAUGUUUAUUGUGAACAAGGUGAUUAUGAUUUAGCAACAAAAUAUUAUCAAGAAUCAUAUGAGAUUUUUCAAACUUCUCUUAGUUCACAACAUCCUUCUAUUGCUAGAGCACUGAGGAAUAUUGGUUUCGCAAAAGAAUUGAAAGGUGAUUUUAUCAAGGCAUCAAUCUUUUAUAAUCAAGCAUUGGAUCUUCGUCAACAAAUUUUAUCAGCUACUCAUGCUGAUAUACUAGAAAGGAAACAAGAUAUACAACGUGUUUUGUCAAAAAUAUAA